AUGCGUUCAAUCUUCUACGGUUUUAUCAUCUCUAUUCUCGUAGCUGUUGUUUCUUCGUUCCCCAAUGGCUCUGGUACAUGUAACUCAAUUCAAGCGACUAUCGAAGGUGUUGCGAAUUCGCCCAUGGGUAAACUCAACACUGCACUGAAUUAUGGUUUCAAUCUUAAUUUAAAGAAUAAUAAUUACAUUCCUGGAGGUUCUGCUAUUCUUACUCUUAAUGGCACUCAACCUUACAAUGGUAUCUUGUUAUAUGCAUUGGACAGUCAAAAAAACCAUGUUGGUGCAUGGACUGUUACAAAAGGGUUCAAAAUAUUGAACAUGAGCUGUGCUGGAGAUCCAGAAGGAACUAUAACACAUGAUUCUGCCAAUCCAAAACCAGCUGGUACUCAACUCACUUGGACAGCACCAAAAACAGAUGUCGGUCCAGUUACGUUUGUUGGUACCGUUGUGGUUAAUGCAGCAACGGGUUUCCAAAUUGUAAAGUCACAGAGCUUCUCAGUUGCCGGAAGUAAUUUUACUGGGCCACCUGCGUCAACAAAUACUGCUGUGAAUCCUCAACCCACUGGCGGAAGCGCUGCGCCAAAUCCAACCUCAAAUCCAUCCAUCCCUACUUCCGAUGCUUCUUCUUUAAUGGGUGGAUCUUUGUUGUUGGCAAAAUUAGGCUUAGUUGCCGCUUUG
Cetraspora pellucida is the source of this 678-nucleotide messenger RNA. NCBI's taxonomy places the organism in Eukaryota, Fungi, Glomeromycota, Glomeromycetes, Diversisporales, Gigasporaceae. The record is from the annotation of a GenBank genome assembly.